AUGGCUGUGUCGACAUUAGUGGACAGCGAGUACCUUAUGGGCACCGUGUCACCAAGGAUUUUGUAUUCAUUUUUCUUUUAUAGCCUCCCGUUGAAGGUAUGUGUUGCAAACCGAAAUAUCGGGCAAAUAUAAUUCACCACUUUAUUUUUGUUUUCUUUCGAAUUUUUUUUCAAUCACUAUUCCUGCCGUAAGGAUCAGAUUAUUGUGUUAAGUUUAAAAUUUGGUUUUCAAGAUUUUACUGAUCCAGGUCUGCCAAAAGAUCCUGCGGAGUCUGACUGGUUUGUCGUUUUGGUUUUUUGCCUUCACAAGUGUUUCAGUGUCAACUCAAAAUAGAGACCCAGCGGUACAGGCUCGAAAGGAGUACGGGAAAGGGCUUUUGCGCUUUUAUCCCUCCCCCACCCGUCCCCUUCGUGGUUUGCGCCUAAAUUCCUGGGGCAUAAAUACUACAUAAAUACUGUAACUGAUUGAUUGAGCCCUAUAUUUUAUACAUGGCAAAUUUUUAUAAAAGCAAUUUGCGUUAUUAGCUGAUAUUCUGAGCCUGACUCGAGCCCAUCGACCCACCUCUAUCGCCCCCGUUCCGUCAAGCCAAGCGUAAAAGGGAGGGUAAGGUAGCCUGCGUACUAAGCGUCUAUAAAACGUCCUCCCCCACCUUUUUUAUCUCAUAACUUCAUGUUAACAUGGAUUUUUUUUAAUCGAAAAAAGCGCUACAGCUUCUUGACGGUCUUGUGGUCAUGACACGUGAAGACGUGACCAUGACUCUGUCACGGUUUCUUUUCUUUUGUUUUGCACAGAAUCAUACUUCAUAACGUCUGGCCGAAAACGUGGGUACAUUCACGUCGAAUCAUUUCUGCACUUUUAAGGCGGCCAUGUUACGUUUGAUUCAUGCAACAGCUCGCUUAAGUAGAUUCCAAGGAAGGUUUUUUUCUCAGAAUGUGUGGAAAUCAGGUCACAAGCGUUUGUCAGCGCUGAAUGUUUGCCCCGCUGCCUCAUCUCUUUCAAGGCGUCAUUUUCACAACACACCUCAGCAUCAAAGAAAGCUAAGGGAAUAUGAUGAUGUCUUCAACAAGUCUAUUGAAGAUCCAGAAGGGUUCUGGGGAGACCAAGCAGAUGAUAUUGACUGGUAUAAACCCUAUACAAGGGUCAUGGACAAUAGUAAUCCACCCUUUACAAAAUGGUAGGUAUACCGCUUUGUUGUUCGACAAUGUCAUAUUCUAUCUGCGUUAUGUACGUCCUAUAUGUUAUGAUUAGCUACGAAGAUAUGUGGUUGUUUUCUAGUUUAUGUGUGCUUUGAUAAAAAGUAUGCUUGUAGGAUGAUAUGUAUUAGUUUGUCUUGUUGAACUCUGCAGAGUGGUAAUCAAGUGGCUUAGCGGUGAGGGAGGCGGGGGAGACUAGGGCUAGGUGGUGGUGGGUACGGGGAUAGCAGGAGUGGACAGGGGAAAAUUUUGGGCCAUUAGCAACACGGGUUUAACAUGGGCUUAAGGCUUGAGUAUUACGAACAAAAAGAGAAAUGAUCUCAAAUUACUCCAGAGCCAUCUUUCAAAAUAAUUUUGGAUACAUUCAUCAUCUUGAUAAUGCCAAUUUGGUCAUUUGAAGGUUUGUCGGUGGUGAAAUGAACACCUGUUACAACUGCCUUGACCGUCACAUAAAAAAUGGAAAGGGAAGCCGCACUGCCCUGAUUUAUGACAGUCCUUUGAGUGGCAAAAUAGAAAUGUACUCUUAUCAGAACCUGCAGCGUCUGGUAAGUAUAUAUACAACCUGUACAUGUAGCAUGACGGUAAUGAAAUGCCGGAGAGAUUGAGGGUUGGUCAACUCAGUCUCCUAUCAAAAAUCAAUAUUUAUUGUUAUCCUAUCCUCCUCUUUGGUAUUGUAGGUUGAAAAGUUUGCUGGUGCUUUAGCAAGUCUAAAUGUAGGGAAAGGAGACAGAGUGGUGAUUUAUAUGCCAAUGGUUCCUCAGGUAAUCAAAAUAUUUUUCUAGCUUCAAUUCCCCCUACCGCAGGGGAAAAAAAUUGAGCCUCAACUCACCUGCUAAUGGAGAAGAGGGAAAUUUUUGCUCUACCCAACUUUACUUCAUUCAAGAUAAUUUCAUGAUCCAUGAUGUUUCCAUGAAAAUUUCAUGAAAUCAAAGCCCAGUAAUUGCCUAGAUCUAUAAAAGUAGCUAAAGUUCCAGGUUGGCUCUUAGGUUACCAUUGAGAUAUAGUGGUAAUUAAGAGGGUUACUGAAAUGAUACCCCCUGUACUCUGUGUUUAGCAUUAUUUAAUUACUUGUACCUGCAUAUGAUUGGUUUUGUGUGUUUUUUGAUAGGCGGUCAUUGCCAUGCUGGCUUGUGCCAGGCUUGGAGCAGUUCAUUCAGUUGUGUUUGGUGGUUUUGCUGCCCAGGAGUUAGCAAGAAGGAUUGAGCAUGCAGAAGUACAGCUUAACUUUUGCUUUCAUUGUUUUUAUCACACCAUGUCCAGAAAAAAAGCUUUAUUGGUCAAUAUGCAAUUGAUAAUUCACAAUAAUAAUUUAUUUUAAGUCAAAAGAAAAAAAAAAUGAUAAUAAUUAUAUUCAAACAAAUAUUAUCACAUAAGAUUAUUAUGGACUCUCAUAAAGUAAAUCCAAAUUAUUUGAAAGUUAAAAUGUUUUUUUAUAAAUUGGUAAGUUAAUAUUUAAAUCUUUCUGAUAUAUUCGCAGCAAUUUUUUAUGCUUAAGAAUAGACUGAACAAGUUCAGAUGUCAGCCUAUCUGGGAUUUUCAGACCUGCCAGCCCCUGAUCAAGGAAAUCUGGAGACUCAUGAAGAAAAAUCUGAGUUUCUACAAAAAGGAGUGAGAUUCUCAUUUUUCCAGAACAAGAUUAAACAAACCCUGUUUCCAGUGGGGGAGUUAAUUGUUUUUUUAAAUAUAACUUUGUUUUAGUACAGGACCCACUUGCAACAAGAUGCCACUUUUUAGUUCUUUGAUAAAUCUUAGAGGCCUCGGAAGAGGUAAUCACUGGAUGAAACUUACAGUAAAUGGUCAUUUCUUCUGGAUAAUUAAUAAUAUGAUAAAGAUUCUUCUUCUUCUUCCUUUUAUGAUAUGAUGAUGGUAAUAAUAAUAAUAAUGAUGAUGAUGAUAAUAAUAAUAAUAAUAAUAAGCCCAAGAUCAAAGCCUCCCAACACGCUCCCAACACAACAUCCUCAAGAUUAAGAAGCCUGACAUGGACCCAAAAUAUAGACUGUGUGGCUGUUUCGAUGAGACCAUUGACCACCUGGUCUCUGGCUGCCCUGAACUUGCUAAAACUGAAUACAUCCAUCGCCACAACAAGGCAGCUGCACACAUGCACUGGACAAUCUGCAAAGAGUUUGGCAUUGAGGUGAAGGAAUGAUGGUAUGAGCAUGAACCCAAGACUGUCACCGAGAAUGACAGCGUCACUAUUCUGUGGGACAUGCCCAUCCACACUGACAGGACCAUAACAGCUAAUAGGCCGGACAUUGUGCUAAAGAACAAGAAGGAUAAAACCUGCCUUCUCAUUGACAUGACUUAUACCCCUCAACACCAACACCUCAGUCAAAAGCACGGAAAAGCUUACCAAAUACAAAGACUUGGAAAUCGAGGUUGAGUGAAUGUGGGGGCUCAAAACAACAACAGUCCCAGUGGUUAUGGGAGCCCUUGGCACCAUCAAGAAGGACAUGGAAAGCUACUCCAACAAAAUCCCUGGCAACAUCAACAUACGUGAACUCCAGAAAAUAACUCUCCUUUCUACAAUCCACCUUCUCAGGUGGGUCCUUUCCAUCAAGUAGAAACCCUCUUUGCCUCCCAAAGUCCAUGGUUUGAACUUGGAUGUUGAGAGAGAAAAUCAAUCGGAAUCACAGUAGUAUAUCUUAUAGAAUAAUAAUGGCAACUUCAUGGCCAAAGUGCCAUCAAGGCUUAAACAAGCACUAGCAUUCCCCACAAUCGUGAGAGUUGGCAGGUCUGGAUUUUAGUUUGAAACAUUGAGUGUUAGGUAUACAGCUGUAAUUUGACGGAAAUUUUGUCCCUCAAAUUCCUUUUCAUUGUGUACUGAUUAAUAAACUUUUUUAUUAGCCACGUGUAGUGGUGACUGCAUCUUGUGGUAUUGAACCAACACGUCUUGUGUAUUACAAGCCUCUGCUAGAUGAAGCAAUAAGGAUGUCAAGUCACAAGCCCUCUACUUGUAUCAUCUAUCAGCGAGAUCAGGUAAAGUUAUAAAAUUAAUCGUAGCUAGCAUAAAAAGUUCAGAGAGAGUAGAGUAUGUGGCAUAUUAUUGACAACAGAAAGGAAAAAUCAACUUAAAGUUUUGUGACAGAGGAAAAAUUACUCUGCAUGAAAAAUCUGGUGCAAAGAGUCUUACAAGUUAGGAUAUUUAAGACUUCCCUGAAAACCUCCUUGGAAAGUUGGGAAUUAUCAUAUAUUUUGUACAAAAAAUACAUGUUACUGUUUAAUCUUAUUAUACAAUAUUUUCAAGGUUAAAAUCUUAAAAAUCAUAUACACCAAGCAUCUGUAUGGUUCAAUUUUCUUUGUGUUCAGUGCUCAGGUGACAUCAUUCCAGGGCGGGAUGUAACUUGGGACCAAGUAAUGGAGAAGGCACAACCACAUGAUUGUGUUCCAGUACUGUCAACUGAUCCAUUGUACAUCUUGUACACAUCUGGUACCACUGGUGAUCCUAAGGUAACACAAAAACCUGAGAUUUAAUCAUUUUCAACAUCCAUCAUUGGGGGCCAGGGAUCUCCUGACUAAUAAUUUUUACUGAUGAUCACUUUAAUAGAAGUGAAGUUAAAUUUAAUUUUGUUUGAGAUAUGUUCAAGUUGAUAUGGUAUUGGUUAUGAAUGGUCUCCGUAUAGCAGUAUUAUAAAACUAUAGUAAUUAUAUAGUUAAAAUGACAUUUAGUCUUGCAAUAACAUAAUAAUACUAAGAGUAAUAGAAAAGUCAAAAUUCCUAAUGUCAUGAUUUGUGUGUUCAAAAAUGUAAUUUUCAUUGAUGUUCCUUAGCACAAAUUGAUCUGAAAUAAACUGCAAUCCUAUAGUGCAGCCCACUUCCAGAAAACUGCACCUACACUGUAGAUUGAAAUCAUGAAAUUAAAAUUUUCACAGGAGUGUCGCCACAUAGCAUUCAAAUUAGGAAAAAUGGGUAAUUAAGUACACUGCAUAAUUUGACUUAAAAACCAGAUGUAAGUGGCUAGGAAUCAAUAAACAUUACUGCUUGUGUGGGUGAACAUUUUGACUUUUAAGCUUCAAGGUCAAAGGAGACUUGAAACAAUUUCUCUUACAUUUUUCCCCUGUUUGCUUAGGGCAUUGUGCGAGAUAAUGGAGGAUAUGCUGUUGCCCUCAACUGGAGCAUGUUCAAUGUGUAUGGAAUCAAUCCUGGAGAGGUAACUAUACUAUAACCUACACGGUGUGGGUCCUUUAUUUUCCAGUGCCUUAUGGAAAGUAGACCUGUUAGAAUUGCCACAAUCGUCUGUAGUCUGUUCCCUUUUUUUCCCAUUGGCAGGGCAUGAUUAAUACAAUGUAACUACAUUGUAAAUCUUUGUCUUUCCUGCCCAUUAAAAUUGUCUUACUUAUAUCAGGUUUGGUGGGCAGCAUCUGAUCUUGGAUGGGUGGUUGGUCAUUCAUAUAUAGUUUAUGGACCGUUAUUGACAGGUUGUACCACAGUUUUAUUUGAGGUAUGUUAAGCUUUUAGACCCCUGUUAUACACUUUUCAGUAAAGAUAUCAAUAAUCUUAAAUAAAUACCAUUCGCUUUCUUCACUAUCUUUGUUUUCAGUUGUAUAAAGCUGACUUCUGAGAAACUGGAUGCUUUCUCUAGUAUUCCUGAUAACCUCCAGCACUUCCUUUUUUGCAUAUCUCUGUUGAAAUAGAAGUUGCCCUCAUAUUAUCUUUUUAUUUCUAUGGAUAGUAGUGUCAGAUUGUGAAUUCCUCAGUCAGUCAGUCUGUUAUAAGUGACAGUCAGUCAGUUAGUUAGUCAGUCCAUCAUAAAUCAGCCUGUCAGUCAUUCAGUCGGGCACGUAGGCAGUCAGUCAGUCUGUCCAUCUGCCAGUCAGUCAGCAGGGCAGGCAGACAGACAGGCAGUCAAUCAGUCUUUCAGUUAGUCAGUCAGCCAGGCAGACAGAAAGUCAGUUGGUUUGUCAGUCAUUCAGUCAGGCAGGUAGGCAGUUAUCUGUCCGUCCCUGCAUCAGUCAGUCAGUCAGUUAGCCAGGCAGUCAGGACGUCAAUCAGUGAGUCAGUCAGUAAGUCGGUUUGCUAGCUAUUUGGUCAGUCAGAAUUGAGUUGCGAAAAGGAGGUCACGACCCUUGUUCAUUUAGAAAUUAGCAGCAAAUACAAUGCAUUCUUGGGCUAACUUUAUCUGACAGAGACUCGUUACAUUUGAAAAGUCAAAAACUGGUAAGUUCUCAGACUUAGCGGCAGCACUGUAGUGAAAACAAAAUUCAAACUUCUAUUUUUCAUGCAUGUGGCACCUUACAAAUAUGGUACAAAAUUCGGGGAUUAAAAAGCAAGAGUGGUUUGCUGACAACAGAAUUAGUUGGUGGUGGUGUUGAAACUUUUUUUUCAUUUGACUUUUGAUCAUUCAAGAAUUAAUAGAAAAGAAAAACAAUUUGCUUUCGGGAUUUAUAAGAGGCUUAAACUUUUAACGACAAAAUGUUACCGUAAGCUUAAGUUAUAAGCUUAACUUUGAGUUCCCAAUUAGCCAAGGUUUAAAUUAAUAGCUAUACCAACCUUCAGAAUUUUUUUCGCUCUGGUUUUGCAAACUUGUUUUCCUUUUUUCAAUUCGUCUCUUGUCUUCUUUUCUGCGACAUCUUCUGUUGAAGACGAUGAAAAACAAUAUGCGUCUUGUUGUUUACAUUUAUCCCCCUUACAUUCAUUGAGUGGCUGAACCGCUGUAGGAAUAGUAUGGCAGUGCAUUACUCGUUUCUUCAUUUGAAGAACUGGUUCCAGCUUUUUCAUCAUUCCUGAGCUGAUAGAUGGGCCAGUCUUCUGAAAGCAAUCAAGAAAAUGUCAGAAGCUUUUAUACAAGGUUGUAAGCUUACUCAAGCUAAACAAUUUUUCAGACUUAUUUGUAGAAGAAGCUUACCGCUCUGGAAGAUUUUUCUUGGCGUUCUACUUUAGCAAAGCGCAUUUCUCUUCUCUUUAAUAUUUCUGUUCCUGUAUUAAACUUUGAAAACACAAAACACAGGAAAGUUUGCGGAAGAGUUUGCUUAUUUUUUUUCCCGCCAAAACUACAUAGUCGUCCGCACCGCUUGCCACACUGCAUAAGCGCCAGGCUUUAACCAGGAUAUACACAUCAGAAAUAUCUAAAUCUUUUGAUAUAAGAUUUGAGGAGGGGGGUGAAAAUACAGGCGAACGGAUCGGCAGAAUUUGAAAAUAUUUUUGCCCGGAUUUCGGAUUCAAAGCGAGAUUUCAACGGAUUUCCGGAUCCUGCAAUUGCAGCGGAUGUCGGGGAUUCAUCUAUUUUUUGGGCCCGGAUUUUGGACUUUGCCUGUAUUUCAAAUAUUUUUGUCCGGAUUUCGGAUUCAGGGCGAAAAUGGAAGGGCGGACUUGGUUUAUAAAUCAUAACGGAUCGGCGGAUUUGCAUACCCCUAUUCACCCCCCCCGUUUGAGGUACUUUAGAGUUGUAUAGCGGGCUAACCCAGUAGUCUUAAAGCAUAACAGUACGUUUUUCCAUUGUGUACAGAGGUAGUAGUCAAUAAUUUCUUUCUUAAGGGAGGCAUUGGAAUAUAAUUAUAGAGUAAAAAUCUUAGCAGGAGUAUUUGAGAAGUCAUUUGUCAGCCCAUGUACGUUUAUAUAUCCAUUUUAAGGGUAAACCAAUAGGAACUCCUGAUGCCGGUGCAUUUUUCCGCGUUAUCGAGCAGCAUAAAGUUGUAAGCAUGUUCACUGCACCAACAGCUAUCAGGAUCAUCAGAGCUGAGGUAAGCAAUACUAAAGACACACUUAAGCGUGUAUGGUGGGCGAAAAAAGGGGAAGGGAGAGGAGGGGAGGGGAGGGGGAGAAAAGCACAAAAGGGAAAAAGUCCCUUUCCUACUCUCCCCUUCCCUUUCGACGCCUGCCUCGCGGGAUAAUAAUUUUUGUCCAUGUAGCAGACGCUAAUCCAGUCGUAACUUCCGCAAACUAGGGGACGUUUUUCUUUUGUCUCGUUGAGUACCAGAAUUUCAUGCUCGCUUUAAAAUUCUGGACGCUGAUUGGCUCAUUGGAGUUAUAAUGGCCUAUAAAUGUAACGCACAAUUUUCAAGCGUAAACCGUUUAAUGAACUUUACCAGACUAAUUUUUAAAAUACCUUGUGAUUGUAUUAACUUUCCCAUUAAAUCUUAUGUCGGUUCGGUUACGUCGAUUUUGUGUCACUAUUGUGCAAGACCAUACAGUUAUAUCAGACUGACUUUAGUUUUAUCAUUGUAAUUUUUUGUUGUUGUUGUUGUUCUGCUUAUAUAGGAAAUAAAGGCAUUUACUGGCUAUAGAAUGAACCAAAAUUCUUCAUACUGCACAUGGUUACGCGUUGUGCUGCUCUUGGCUACGCGUGGUGCAGUUUUCGAAUGUCUUUUUCAUCCUGCUGCUGUAUUAAUAUUAAAUGUGUCGUUCAUUUUUAAUUAUUCUAAAUCCUCUGGUACCCAGAGUAUGGUUUGAACAUGGGGCAGCUUUUUGUCGCACAUUUUUUCGGCCUUUUUCGUAUGAUUCCCUCUUACACUUUUCUCUGUUCAUACUGUUUAGCUAAUAAUUGUGGCUUUCUUUAUCUGUAUUAUAGGAUCCGCAGUGUGAACUUAUCAAAGAAUACGACCUGUCUCAGUAAGUUCGAACUUUUCUCUUGUCCUCGCAGAAGUUAGGGAACCGGGAUUGGAACAAUCAGGAAGACGUAGAUAACAGGAAGCCUUCAGGUAGAAAGACUUCAGUAUAAACAUCCCCUCACACUUAAAAUUAAAGUGUAACAUUACUCCAAAAAAAAGUGUAAAAUCUUUGCCAGCCCCGGCAGCCUUUUUUUUCUGUGUAUUAUUACACAUUUUAUAAUAGUGUAAUUUAACACACAACUAGAGGUUAUGUUUACACACCAAUCAGUGUAAUGUGAGUGGUUUACACUUUGGUCAAGUGUAAAAUUGCAGUUCUUAUAAGUGUAAUAAAAUACUAAUAGAACAGUAAUAUUACACCGAAUGGUAGUGUAGUAGCUUUGCCAGCCCCGGCAGCCUUUUUUUUCUGUGUAUUAUUACACAUUUUAUAAUAGUGUAAUUUAACACACAACUAGAGGUUAUAUUUACACACCAAUCAGUGUAAUGUGAGUGGUUUACACUUUGGUCAAGUGUAAAAUUGCAGUUCCUAUAAGUGUAAUAAAAUACUAAUACAACAGUAAUAUUACACCAAAUGAUAGUGUAGUAGCUUUGCCAGCCCCAGCAGCCUUUUUUUUGUGUGUAUUAUUACACAUUGUCCAAUAGUGUAAUUUGACACGCAACCAGAAGGUUCAGUUACACACCAAACAGUGUAACUGUGAAUGGUUUACACCUUGGUCAAGUGUAAAAUUGCACUUCCCAUAGGGGUAAUAAAACAUUAACAGAAAAGUAAUAUUACAUCAAUUUAUAGUAUUAGGCAAAAAAUUUACACAUUUGAAAAAUAUAGGAAAUCACAUUUUUAAUCACUGAAUAAGCAGCUAGACUUCUAACAAUAAGUAAAAAUGAAAGGUCAAGUGUGCAAGCCAUAGUGUGUACUGUCUAACUGCUUAGCAGUGAUGCGUACUGUCCUAUCACAAAUCAGUGCUUAGGGCAGAGCCCGAGGAGGUUCAAGGUUUGAGCUGCAAGGUGGUACCCGGGAAAGAUAGUUAGCAGGAAGUCUUCCUCUCCAAUUAUUAGUAUUUUUACAGUCAUGGUGUAAUGCCUUUCCCACAGUAAAAAUGGAUGGCGGUGCAUCUUUUUUGCUUCUUCUAGAUAUUGUCCUCUUGUGGCUGCAACCUGCGUGACAAAUGAAAUUGAAAAAAAAAAACAAGACUUGUUUUAGUCGAUAUUAAAGUGUUCUUAAUUUAUUGUAUCGGUCAUGAGGGUUGAAAAUAGGACCGAGUGUUUUGGAGUUUCUUCUAAUUGAACUAACACAAUAAUGCUCUCUUGAACAACAUGGUUAAGGUAGACUACUUAAAUUAAAUUUCAUUCACAAAAUAAUUACAUAUUAGGUUUAAGAUGUAAAAAGGUUUUUUCUCUAGAGUCUUAACAAUCAAGUACAUUUUUCCUCCUCUACAAAACAAAACACAGCUUCAGAUAUUCAAUUAUUCAGAUAUCAAAUCACAAAUUAAAAUAACUCAAAACAUGUGUUAUUCCAAUCCAUGACCCCCAGUAACACUAUAGGCGGGCCAAACCACCUGACUGAGUCAUUAGUCAAAGGCGGGCAUGAAAAUUACCACCUUGCAUAACUGCCUGGCCGGUGGACCAGAGCCAUGAUGAAAACAAAACACACUAUUAGACUUUAUAACUUGGUAUGGAAACAAAAGCUUGACUGGUAUACAAUUCAGAUAUCCGAUCACAAAAUUACUCAAAAAACAUGUUUUAUUCCAAUCCAUGACCCCCAGUAACAGGCGGGCAAAACCACCUGACUGAGUCGUUAGUCAAAGGCGGGCAUAACCACCUUACAUAACUGCCUGGCCGGAGGACCAGGGCCAUGAUGAAAACAAAACACACUAUUAUACUUUAUAACUUGGUAUCGAGACAAAAGCUUGACUGGUAUACAAUUCAGAUAUCUGAUCACAAAAUUACUCAAAAAACAUGUUUUAUUCCAAUCCAUGACCCCCAGUAACAGGCGGGCAAAACCACCUGACUGAGUCGUUAGUCAAAGGCGGGCAUAACCACCUUACAUAACUGCCUGGCUGGAGGACCAGGGCCAUGAUGAAAACAAAACACACUAUAAGAUUUUAUAACUUGGUAUCAAAACGAAAGCUUCACUAUACAAUAUUACUCAGAUAUCCGAUCACAAAAUUGCUCAAAAAACAUGUUUUAGUCCAAUCCAUGACCCCCAGUAACAGGCGGGCAAAACUACCUGACUGAGUCGUUAGUCAAAGGCGGGCAUAACCACCUUACAUAACUGCCUGGCCGGUGGACCAGGGCCAGGAUGAAAACAAAACACAGCUAUACGACUUUAUGACUUGGUAUUGAAACGAAAGCUUCAGAUUCAAUUCAGAUAUCUGAUCACAAAAUUACUCGAAAAACACGUUUUAUUCCAAUCCACGAGUCCCCUGGAAACAAGCGGGCAAAACCACCUGACUGUGUCGUUAGUCAAAGGAGGGCAUGACCACCUCACAUAACCACCUGGCCGGUGGACCGGGCCAUGAUGAAAACAAAACACAGGUAAAGUAAUGAAAAUGAUAUUAAGCCUUUUUAAGCCUCGUGCAAUUACAGGUUUUUGUCUGCGAAAUCACAUAUAAAAAUUAGGCAAGCUUAAUAUAUUUUUCUGGUUUGGAUUUAUCUCUAUUCUACAUAUCAAAUACAAGUCGAUGUACAGGUCCGGUACGAAUAGCCACUAGGUAUAAUGUUAGAAAAAUAAAUAAAGAUAACUUACAUUAUAUCAACAUUUGGGAUCAAAAGGUGCAAAAUUCUGUGUUUUAUGAAGCAUUUCUACCGAUCAUUUGAAUAGUAAAUGUAUGGAAUCAAAUGUCGCGCGUGACAUCACGAUCCCCCGAACAGUUCGGGUGGUACGCUUGUAAUACACGUCUUUUGUUUGCAAAGAGCAAAACCACUCGAAUUAAAAGUAAUUAAAUUCGCUAUAAAUAUUUAAGCUUCAAUUUGUGUCUGCAAAAACAACAAGGUGAUACAAUGCAGUCUUCGCUGUUGACGUCAUGUCACGCGACCUUUUGGCGGUUAAAAGCAAACGAACAACCAACGGCAAUAUUCACAAAACAUUUCAGUCAGCUUAUAUCCAGUAUUUAUAUUUCUAAUGUUAGUCGUAUAUAUCUGUCUCCUGUCAGGCUAUUCUCCUAACAAGCCUAAACAAAAAUUUGAGGCGAAAUAGCGAGGUUAUCUUAAUUUCAAGAUUUCAAAGCUAAACACCUCACAAUGCGCUUUUGAUAUCGCAUCGCGCUCUCCCACAGUAGGAAAACCGCUCAAGGUGUUGCAGUACGGUAAAACAAUACUUCAAAAGCCUCAAGAAAUCUAGGGCCAGACUAUAGUUUUAACAUAAAACUCAGAAAUUACGGAAAGUAUACUCACCUCGAAAUGCGAAAUGCGCCGUCGUUAUCUUUGAACAUGUUUGAAUGCAUGGUUUUUGCUCUCUUCUUAGCAGUCAUUUGGAGCCUCCAUCAUCCUUUGCUCUAACAAUCGGUCCUACAUCCUUGUUAACUUGAAAUCAAUGUUGACUUUGAGUUAAAAUCUUCAAAUUUAGGGCGCUUAAUUUUAGUACAACCUUCGUGGAGGACGGUUGGAACAAAAGAUGAAUACAAACGGUAUUCAAGUGUCUUUAUCGGCAACAUCAUCGAUCCUGAUUGCACGAAAAUUCGCGUCCUGUCACUUAAGCUCCUGGUGACUGACUAUACGUGAUCUUUGGAUCUGCUGCGGCUUUUGACUCAGUCACGUAAUUUAUGUUGCUGUAAAUUUCCUCUUUGAGAACACGCGGAAAAGGAACAUGGUCUGAAUUAAAUCGAUAGUACGAAGACAAUGGACAAUGAAGAAAAAAAAAAAAGAAAAGAAGAAGAAGAAAGAAACAUAGUGUUACAUUUCUCAGGAAAGAUAGAAACCCGCACAAAUGACAGUCCUGUCAAUGGAGUGAUGCAUCGUUAGCGGUUUAGGUCAUUUCAUUAAUUUAGCUAAAACACCUUUCAAUUUACACAUGUAUACAAAUGCAGUUGCGUGAAUUUCGUACGAUAUAUCUGAAAUGAGACCUUAGACUGCAGCUGAAGUAUAUACCUGCUACAUGUACAACUAGCGGCUCAGAUAAGUUAUUCACGCGAUGAAGAUUUUCUUGCUUCGAUAUUUUUUUUUUUAAAAGAGAGUGGGUGUUUUAUUCUAUAAAUGUAUAACUGCACAUGUGAGUGCAUAAUUACCUCCGCUGUGGUAUACAUUUACUCUGUAAGUAAAUGUUAAAAAUACCUAUUGUUUCAGCCUAAACGUGGUGUAAAAAUACUCAAAAUAACGAGUAUCACUACACCAUAAUUUCUGUGUAGUGUUUUACACCAUAAAAAGUGUCACUUUAUAAUUUUUCUUUUCUAACAAUACACUUCAAUUUUAACACUUUUAGUUGGUGUUAAAGUACCCGAAAAAACGAGUAACACAACACUACAAAUUGUGUAAUAUUACUCUGUGUUAUUAGUAUACUCUAACACCGAUAGGUGUGUUUAAUUCUAUAAGUUUAUUAGUGUAAAAUUACCUUUACUAUGGUAUACAUUUACGCCGUAAAAACGGGUAAAAUGUACACCGUACCCUGCGUGUAAUGUUACAAUAGAAAAAAUUGUAAAAGUAUACCUUCAACUGUGUAAUAUUAUCAUGUUAAGAGUUACAGCUCUUUUACACUAAAGUUUGCGUAAAAUUACCCGACAUAAAGCGUAACACAACACUGAAAAUUCUGUGUAACGCUUUACUCGUUAAAAAGUGUAAUAUUACAAAUUUUCCUUUGUAACAUUACACUUUAAUUUUAAGUGUGCUCUUUUACCUUAGUCCGUCAAGGAAACUCGAGAGAGAACAAAACUGGUCACGCGUGACUGAAGGCGCGAGGCUCGCGUGUUUAGCGUACCACUCCACCAACGGUGUAGAAAUAAGGGAGUUUUCUCGUAGUCUUCCAGGUAGACGACUUGCCAGAAGACUUUUAGGUACGUAGUAAGUGUGAGAGGAAUUUGUGCAAAGAUUAAGAUAGUAGAAUUUUGCCGAAAGUAAGGAGUCCCCGCAGCUCACACAUAACUUUCAGGUAGAGGUCGAAUCUUUACUGGUGGCCAAGAAACACCUCCAUCUCUUGCGGCAAUUUACUCUCUUUUAUAUAAUUAUGACAAAACUGUAUAGAUGACACUUCUGUAUUAUGUGACCAAUAAAUAACGAGAUCAGAACUACUACUAAUCCUUCAGAUCAUACGAAAGCCGGCUAUUUCUUCUUAAAAAAACCGUGUAAAAUGUUUCUCCUUUUUUUCCAGCUGUACAACGCAGCUUCAAUUCCCUAGGGCUACUCGUUUGCCGUACCUUUUUUCUGCCGAUAGGCUGUACUAUUGACGUCAAUUCACCAGAUAUCCCGGACGUAUUCCAAAUGUAGUCAACACUUGAGCUGUAAAGAAUUAGGCGGGGAAUUUCAUCCAAUCAGGAACGGACAAAUAUUUUGAAUUAAUAAAAUUAUAAGUUUACGUACCUUUCCGAAACACUGGUUCAGUAUAAGAUUCUGAGAAACUCCCCACCACUUUCUCCCCUGGCUCAACAUUUUACCUUAAGUAUGAAGUUAGCAUUAUUCUUUUACAGAAUAGAUAUACACGGUCUUGUGUGAGCACAUCCUAGUAUACUUGCGUAACGUUCUUGUUAUCUUUAGCGGCCAUAGGCGAAUAGCUACAGUAGACCAGAGCGUAUGUAUGAGACUAGAGUAUCACUUAUAUUUGUUGUCACCAGUUUCCGAGAUUUGUUUGUGGCUGGCGAGCACAUGGACAAAAAUACUAUGGCAUGGACAAGGAAAGCUAUCAGCGCGCCUGUUUACGACAACUGGUGGCAAACUGGUAAGAACUCAGUCGUUUAACCCAUAUUUUUACAGCGGUAGUUUGCCGAGGCCGUAAGUCUAUGCCAGACCAUGUUCAGCUGUAGUUUGCAAGAUUUUUAUCUUCCCGAGUCUUUUCUCACGUAGGACUAGGACAGACAUGCCCUAAAGCGAAGAGCUUUAAGCUUCGAUAGUAAAUAAUUAUUGGGUAGAAUCAGCCUUUGUGGAUGCCAAAAAUUAAUGAAAUAAGUUAAUUUCUUUUGGUAGAAACCGGCUGGGCAAUCACAGCUCACGCGGUGGGACUGGGUCGACCUAUGGAUGAGCACUUGGAGACCACUGGGAAACCUGUUCCGGGAUUUGAUGGUAACAAGACAGUGUGCAUGCUUUCUUAGCGUAAUAUAGGGAAAUGUCUGGGCACAAAGUGUUUAGGGUUUAUACAACGGUUUCAGUUAAAUACAAAUUUCCGGUAGGGUUGGUGUGGGAGGUGGGCAGGGUGGGGUGAUGGGUGGAGGACUGAUAGUUAUUUCAGUACAAUUUGGAAUUGAUAGCUCCUCGUAAUAGAUAUAAGUUUCUGCCCUUAAAGGGUAUAUGCCAGAUAUUUAUAUUUGCUAGUUAAAAUCUGAACAAUCACAGCUCAAUGUCCUGAUAAGUAUAGCAAAAAAAUCGAUAUUGAUUUUUCUUUCCCGUGUUUUGACGUGCUAAAGACUUGUUAUUUUACUUGCGGAGGGGUACCAAGCCUCAACUAAAAACAGGAGACUGGGAAUGAUUGUGACGUCCUUUCAGGGCAUUCUUUUUCGUAACAAGUAAGAAACGACAGGGAAAUUUGCUUGCCGUGAUAGAAAAUGUCCUGACAUAACUAGUCUUAAGAAAUAUCUUGUUCCAAAUCAUUGUUUUACAUUGACUAAGGCAGCGGGAAGGCUGCUAAAAAUUCAGCUUUCUUGUAAAUACCUUAAAGGUGGAUACGAUAAGAGCUUCUACCAUAAAAACUGACCGCUUAAAUAGUAGCGAUACAAUUACUGUACUGUUCUUUAGCAAUCCCAAUGAAUGAAGAGUUUGAUAUGCCCACCACUGUUUUUGUUUCCAGUGAAGGUUGUCAAGGACGAUUUGACCGAAACCGACCGUGGAGACCUGGGUCAAGUGGUAGUCAAGUAAGUGAGUCCGGGAUUCGUCAAACUCGCUCCCAGGGCUUUCUCCUUGUUGAAAAUAACUGCACUUUGAAGCGUGAACCAACGUUUUAUGAUUUAUAGCUGUGAACCAGCUUUAUUUCUUUUCACAAACACACUCAAAGGUACCGCGAUCUUAUAAUUUGCUUAAAAUCUGAACUAAGUGAGGACAAAUUUGAAAUUUCUUUGUAGUUCCACGAUGAAAAAAUCCUUGUACCUCAUUGGUUUUAUUUUCGCGAUUUUAACACGCAGAUAUGAAAAGGGGGCAUUAACUUUGGCGAUUUAAGCGUUCUCAACUUCAUUUUAUUUUUUAAAGAGUAUGAAAGUUUCCAAAUUACAAAACGGAGCUUACCUGUAAAAGAAGUUAACAAGUUUAAUAUAUUUUCUAUACUUAUGAUGCUUGUGUUGUUGUUAUUACAAGUUAAUAAAUUUUUUUCCUGUGAUUUUAAUUUUUUAUACGAGUAUUUAAUUUCGGCUGCUUAAAUCUCGCGAGGAUUUAUUUUCGCGGGUCUUUAUUCCAAAAACGCGAAAUUGAAGACCCGCGAAAUGUAGUACCAAUAAGGUAUUUCACUUUAUUUUCUUUAAAGAGGAACUAUCGGGAGAAUCCUAUCUUUUUCUCUCACCCCUCAGUUUUCAAAAAAAACCAAAAAAAAACACACAAAAAAAAAACGCUAGAAAACUGAAGAUAUACUCACUAAAUACAAUGACUAACUCACAAAUAGCUCGGUGCCUAUAAAACGCAUAGGAAUAUGACCACUUGAUUUCACCGUCUUGGUUUUACAAACAAAGCCACUUGACUCAAGUCAUCAGUGUUUGUUGUCACAAUUAACUGUCACGCGGUCCACCUAUUUCGACCUAUUUCGGUAGUGUGUCCUCUGGAGUCAGACAAAGUGAAUUAAAGUACUGUGAGACGGAACCUUAACCUCGUUUCCAGGAUCAAGAGACGAGAAGGAGUAACCCUGGUAACGAGCUUGACGGAACUACGGUUUUUCGUCCUUAUCAGGGGGGAGCAGGAAAGUCUGACCAUUUGCAGAUGUAAGAGCAAAGGCGGCACUUUUUCCUCCGUUAAUAUUAAGAUAAUCUUUUACUCACAGGCUUCCCCUUCCACCUGGUACCAUGACAACCCUUUGGAAGGCUGAUGAUAGAUUCGUCAAGACGUACUUCACUAAAUAUCCUGUAAGUGUCUUCAGAGCGCAGCAUAAACUUAAAUCAGAAAACACACUUUAUUCCGAAACCAUUGGUUGCACUAUUACUUUUAUUUCAUAUUUUUCUUAAUUCUUUCUCUUUGCCUCGAUUGCAUUUGCAGAAUUUAGAAAGAACUUCUACUUUGAAAAGAGGCAUUGCGGGCUAAUGAUCAUGAAGACAAAAGAGUAAAUUUAAAGCCCGAUACGGACAAAGCGUUUUCUAGACAGCAAGGUGUAAACCUAUGACGCAAUGUCGAUCAUAAAAGUUCUUAAAGUCGUUCAGUGUUGCUCGAAUGAAAACGUUUGACGAGUUAAAAGAAGGAGGAGAAAUAGGAAAGAAUACCUCUGGGACCCGGACAACAAGAUUAGAGAACUGAAAACUAAAAGAAUUGAAACUGAUCUUUAUGACACUUACAAUAAAGUAGGGAAAGGUCAAACUGUUUUAGCGUCAGCAUUCGAACAAAUGCGGAGUUUUUUAAAUAUAUGCUAGAGAUAACUUGGUUCACCUAUGUUAUUACCUAGUAUAUGUUCCUAUGCAUUUUCACUCAGGGAUAUUAUGACUCCAGUGAUGAUGGAGUAAUGGAUGAAGAUGGAUUUGUGUCAAUCAUGGCACGAUCAGAUGACGUCAUAAACGUCGCGGGUCACAGAAUUUCUACUAAGGCAUUGGAGGAGGUGAAUGACGUUACGUUUCCAAUUCGUACUAAAGCAUUCGACCUUACGCUCGACUGGUUUCAUUUCAUUUCCUUUUAUUUCGUCAGUUUGUAUUGAAUCAUGUAUAGGAAUUUUCCUGUUCCACUACUUCCAAAAAUAAGAUGCUAAUGCAGCGUAUACUUGGGCUUCUACGUGAUUGGGAACGUUUUAGUCAGUUUAACGAAAAUAACCUAGCAUUUGCGCUAAGAUAAAGCUGGCAUGCGCGGCACUUGGCUCUCGAUACUCGAUUAUUGCCAACGAGCAGUCUCGCGAAGACGCGAGGCUGCGAGGCGGCAACCUAAUAGAGCCGUGCGCGAUUGUUCCAGAGGCAGAAAAAUCUCGAAUUGAUGUAACAUAGAGUAAUGUAAGGCAACCAUGACGUAAUGCAGGGCAGAAAAUGCAUUGUUUUCGAGCAAACACGUGAUACAGAUCAGAGAAUCCACGAGCCGUGUGCGUGUUUGUGAGUCCCGUGCUCAUCCCUUCUUCAACCAGUCGUCGGGUGGAUCAUUUCCAUCCUACGCUAUAUCUGUCGCAUUUGCCCGCUGGAAUUUUUUAUUGCAUGCCGCUAAGAAAAAAAAUAACGCAGCGAAAUUUUUUGUGUCUUUGAAGCAAAAUAUUUCGGAAGGCUUCAUUGGCGCACCAUAAUUUUUUUGUAGCUUUAAAAUGAGACCAAAUAUAAGUCUGUCCGUUGAAUAUUCGCGGACUUUAAUUUGAUUUUUCGAGGAUUUUAAGUCUGCUUAUAAGACCACUAAAUUUUACGCGAAAUGACUUGUGCCGCAACUUUGGACAAAAACACGAACUUCAAUAUCUCGAGAAAUUUGCUGCGUAAAGUCAGGAUUUCAAAUUCUUUUUGCAGCAGAACAGUUUAGUUCACUAUUUUCAAAAGACAGAUUAAAGCAAGGAGCACACAUACAGCAAACCCAUGAUCCGCCUUCCCCGCGCAUGUCGUGCAAAGAAAGGGUCUUUUAUACACCGGUUUUCCGCGGUCAAUGACCGACGGCUAUGCAUGCUGAUGAGCCCCAUUAAGGGCAAAACAGCUGUCCAUGGCUGCCACUGCCCGCGUGAUAUGGCUAUGCGCAUGCGUGAGGUAAUCUCUAGGCCGUGGGUUGGUGUAUGUGUGCCCCUUGCUUUAAUUUACUGGUAACUCGUGAUCCACCUUCCCCGCACAUGUCGUGGUGUAACUGCUGUGCGGUUCCUAGCCAACAGCUCCCACAUAAUUAUGUUGUGUGAAGCUGGCGCUUGAUAGACUGUUCUGCACUCACCUCGGCAGUAAGGGGUUUUUGAGACGCGGGUUUUCCCCGUUCAUUGACCCAACGGAUUUGCCACGCUGGUGGGCCCCAACGAGGGCGAAACAGCUCUCUAUGGCUGCCACUGUCCGCGUGAUAUGGCUAUGCGCGGUACUGUGCGAGGUACUGGCCCGGCCGUGGGUUGGUCUAUGUAUUCCCCUUGCUUUAAGUUUGCACUAUUUUCAAAGCAAUCGAAUUAAGUUCAAUCAAUUUUCCAUCAAUUAUUGUAUUUCAUGACAUUUCUAAACAAAUUCAACAGCGCGCGCGUAUAGGUAAAAUCUUUGCUCGUUGGCACUUAGCGAUAGCUAUAGCUAGUUAUUUAGAUUCAAAGAAAAUGAAAUUCAAAGCACUUCGAACUUAUGAGACGUAGCGAUACUCACUGUUUUCAAAUUUUUUGCUAUUCAAAUGUGUAACGACUGAAACAAAAAAAUCUUUUGGUUGAAAGACCAAAGCGCUACUGGUUGACACUAUAAUAUCAAUAUGUGACGUCAGAAUAAGUAUCGCCACAGCCCAGGUAAUAAUUCUCGCGGCUUCAUCGACCUCCCUAUUAGUUUGAAGUUGCGUCACAUGUAGUAGACGAUAGAGACAACCCUAAGUGAUUUAGCGCAAACUCGUGUCAAGCUAUUCAUUUGCUUUAACACUGUUGUGUCUAUAUUCCAGGGAAUGAUACGCCUUGAUUUCGUGGUUGACGCGGCAUGUGUUGGACUAGAAGACCCCAUCAAGGGUCACGUUCCUGUUGGAUUUAUUGUUAUCGACAAAAGUAAGCUUAGUGCAAAUGUUCUUUUAAGUUAAAUUACCUGCUCAUCGUGGACCUGUCUUAAGUAUUCGCGCUCCCGCGUUUUGUUUCCGUUUUGCGCUCGCUCCCGGCCAGAUCGCCGUUCUUGCCUAUUGUAUUUCUGACCAAUCAGAACCAUGCUUUGCCGAUUCUGAUUAUUCAUUGGUGGUUGUUGGGAGGACGAUGCAAACGGGACUCUUUAAACGACUGGAAAUUAAGCCUGGGCGCUUCUUCGACGUGCAGCGAGAUAUUAAGGAUCUUGAAUUAUUACCUUUAGUAGGCUCGCUAGAACUAUAGCUCCUUUUGGUUAGAUUUUACUUACGAUUGUUGUUUUGUUUUUCAAGUCUAUGACAGUAUCGUCUAAUCUAGUCUGAAAUUAGGCCGCCUGUGACAUUUCAUUUUCUUUGUAUGCUUAACUAAUUUUUCUAAUUCAUUAGUUAUCUUAUUUAAUUAUUUAGACACGACCCCACAAGCGAAGCGUCGCUUUAAAUACUUAUCGUGUAUAAAUAAAGAUUAUUGAUUGAUUGAUUGAUUGAACUCAGAGCGAACCUGACAAAACAAAAAUGGAAAUAAGGAAACUGAUUUAACACAUUUUUGGCAUUUGCCUUCGUUCCUUUAGUAACAUUUCUGAGAUAAAGUCCUGGCUCCGUUUGUUUAAACGAUGGAUAGCGAUAUCCACCUUAUAAGUCACCAUCCAGUGAAUUAGUAUUAAGGAAACUAAUUGCGUUAUGCAGUGGAUAGGGAUUUUCCAGUGGAUAGCGUCAAACACCUGGGACCUUUUGGAUUAGCAACUGCAAGGUCAUUGGACGCUACUAGAUAAGUUCUAAUUAUCUUCAUCAAGUGACCCCCUGUUUCGGGCAGUGUAAACUUUGAUUCGACAUAGCAAAGCAUAGUUUUGAGACGACAUUGUGUAUUUUAAUUCAACAGCCAUUCCUAUAACAAGAAAAGAAGCAAUCGAGCAAGUGAUAAAGAGCGUACGAGAGUUUGUUGGUCCUGUGGCGUUCUUCAAAACUGCCCUUAUUGUACCUUCUCUACCUAAGGUAUAGUAAAAUCUUUCAGUGAAUGUUUAUGCUGUAAAGUGAAUGAACAACAGGAUUUUUCUCAGGUUUAAAAGACCAGGAAUAGUUUAGUGGCUUUAGCGGAGGUCUGCGUCCCGAUGGCGCAGGUUUUCUUACCCAUGCUGCUUUUCGCGUGCAGAUGGCACACCCAAAAGGCACCAUGGGUAAGAAAACCUGAUCUCUCGGCAAAACUUUGGAAUGGCACGUGACCGUCCGUCUGUCCGCAAACGGUUCGGUUCGGUGUCCACAGAUUUUGAGUCCGAAAUGUUACGUGAUUACUCUGUAUCGAAAUGAAUGUUUAUGGCUUAACUGAUGUUAUAAAACUCCUGCGAAACAGAACUCCUUAAAUCUAGUAAAUUUAUAAACAUUUAUGAAUAUGGAAAAAAAAACCAAUCUGAACCGAGCCUCAAAUAAUCUACAAUCCAUCGAGGUCUCGUGUUAUUAAGCUUUUCCAGUCGUUUAAUUACCUCGAGUUCUUCUUAUCGAUAUUAACAUAAAGCCAGACAGAGGUGUAUUGGCUCAGAAGACAACGGAUUCUUUUGAUUCAGUGGUUGUGUAAUUUGAAAAACAAACAAACAGCUCUUGUAAACAAGAAGUAUUUCAAUUGAGUCGUUUGAUGUGGCUACAGUGGUCGUUCAUUUCACACUCAGUAGUCUUCAUUACUUUUCUCAGACCCGCUCGGGUAAAACAGUCCGAGGUGUGCUGACAAAGAUUCUUCACGGGAAACCUUACAGGGUAAGAAAGAUUAAACUUUUUAGUUUGUUUGAUGACGGAGGUUAUGGUAAAAAAGAAUAAUAAUAAUGACAAGCGUCUUUUGCUGGGUUUCACAGACGGCAUAGGUUCGACGAAGAAGUAUCUUGCACCUAAAAUAUGAAGAAAGUUCAGCUUGGGACGUAAUUUAGACCAUUCAAAUAAGCGCUGUUGAGUAGUACUUGCCUGUGGAAUUGUUUACUAUGCCGUACAAGGUGGUUCUAAUAUUUGAGUCUGUGGAUGAAAUCCUAAAGUGCGACCAUUCAAAUGAAACUGAGCUAGUACUUUCCUGUGGUAUUGUUUAUUAUGCUGCACGAGGUGGUUCUAAUAUUUGAGUCUGUGGAUGAAAUCCUAAAGUGUGGCCAUUCAAAUGAAAGCUAUUGAGCAGUGCUUUCUUGUGGUACUGUUUAUUAUGCUGCGUAAGGUGGUUCUUACUUUUGAGUCUGUGGCUGCUAUCCUAAAGUGUGACCAUUCAAAUGAAAGUUACUAAGCAGACUUGCCUUUCAUAUAGUCUAUUAUGCAGUACAGGGGGCUAGAAGUCUCUAUCAUAAAUUCCAGGACUUAAAGUGAUAUGGCUUUUCCCAUUUUCGGUUUGCACUGAAAAGUAACAAAACGCUCUCGGAAUAGGGCGAAGUGCCUCUGAACGAAAAGGUUUUGGGUAUUAAAUAUUUCCCUGACCUUUUUCUAGUCGUUGUUUGCUUACUAAAUAUGAUAUCAGACAAGCAAAUUCGCUUUGAUUCUUAGAUAUACAAAUUCAAUUCAAAAAAAAUUUUCAUUUCCAAUUUUUCGUUUCCCGCUGUAAUCUUAAUUUGGAUUCCGAUGGGAGAUUGCCGAGUGUCCACAAUACAGAAGGGUAUUUGUUAUAGUGUCAGGAAUUAUAAUGACGUUUGAUAUCGCUGGGGCCAAGAGACGUUAGUGUAGAGAUUCAACUGUAUCCGUAGUUCAACCGCCCCCCGCCCUCCUCCCCACGGUGAAAGUACACGGUAAACUUAAGGUUUAUGGGUUCUUCUGCUUUUCUCCUCCCCAGAUCACCCCAACAAUGGAGAAUCCGCACGUACUGGAGGACAUUGAGGAAAUCGUUCGCGAGGAAGGAAUCAUUGAUCGUACACUGCCGCACUAAAUAGAUGACAUGCAGAUACAAUGCAUAAUAGAUAGAAAUAGUUCGCUUUAUAGAUAAAAUAGAGGUACAUAAAAAAAAUCUAUAAUCUGCGACAAUAUAUAAUUUAUGAAACUCUUAGAGGAAUUUUUCUAGAAAACAGCUACCGUGUAAAAAGUUAGUGGUUUUGGUGUUAUUGUAUAAAUACUCCAUUGCGUUCUUGACUUUCAAUAGAACAGGUUCACCAGUCCCCAUCAGUGAUUUGUUACAUAUAGUUAUGGUGAGUCCUGGGACUCAUCUUGUGAAAAAUCACGAGUCCCAGUCCAGAACCAGUGAGUCCCAGUUAAAAAAAAAAACAGUCUGAAAUUGAAAAUGCUUGGGCCAUUAUGUAACUAGACAGUUAAUCUGAAGUACAGACUCCAAAACGCUGUAUCACAGUAUACUAAAAUUAAAAUAUAGUCCUUCUAUUUUAAAGCUCAACAAAAGCUAAAAGAAUUGUGCAUCGUUAAACAACACCCAUAAUAUCUGCCAGAGAAAUUACACGAAGGGGAUAUUUUUACAAAUACACAUGCUCAGAUGGAUCGAUCUUUGCGUCCUACGGGACGCAUGCCAUCUUUGGGGAUUUUCAUGCGUCAGGGACGAAGGACGCAGAGGUAGCAAAUUCACUGCCCUAUACCAUAUCUUAUUCUUCGGAAAACGGAGACCGCUAUACGUCUGGGAAGGAGUGCAAUGCACCCUUCCCUACAUACCACUCGCGCUGCGUUUCAAUACCUGCAAACGAGGCAGGUAUUCAACAAACACGAAGUUAAGGCUGCAGCAGGUUUUUAUGUGAAUAAGUAUUUAGAAAACAAGUCGUUUGUCAUUAUAAAUGUCUUUUUUUCUCUUUAAAUUUUGACGUUGGAAUAAAGCGUCAUUACAAUAAACACCCUUUAAUCUUU
This is a messenger RNA of Porites lobata, 23512 nucleotides long. The record is from the annotation of a GenBank genome assembly. Lineage: Eukaryota; Metazoa; Cnidaria; Anthozoa; Scleractinia; Poritidae.